Messenger RNA from Hypoxylon trugodes, 1575 nucleotides. RefSeq lists its product as uncharacterized. Gene Ontology annotation, cellular component: membrane. The transcript has 3 exons. NCBI's taxonomy places the organism in Eukaryota, Fungi, Ascomycota, Sordariomycetes, Xylariales, Hypoxylaceae. The coding region runs from base 451 to 1395 and encodes 314 amino acids. The record is from RefSeq and is a predicted model, not a curated record.
UGCAAGUGGCUAGCUAUCCAUACCCAACACCAAAUCCGGCAAGGACUCUAUCAAUAGCGUCCUCAAUCCCUAAGCCCGCCCAAUAAGACAUAUCCUAAUGACUACGUGCGGCUGAGAGAGCCCCUGUAACAUAUCUCUCGCCAACGGCCAUAGUAAUCUUGGCCGUCCUUGGCUUUUCGUCGCAAAGUGAGAAAUUGUGAGUGAUUUUGGUAACAGCCGGGUUCGCUCUCGAGAGCAAAACCUGGCACCUAGGCAAGAAUGCGGGUCUGGACAGCGGGCUAGAGAGAUGGCUUAGAUUGAAGGGUUGAAUGGCGAUAUGAGAGAGGGAGCGGGGAGGAUUUAUGGUAUGUACAAAUACCGGGCGGGCGCCCUCUGGGGAGAUGAUUUUAGGGGUCCUCACCCGCGACAACGGAGAAGAAAGAUUUAAUUACCUAAGAGGUGGCCAUCAAGAUGGAAGAGGCAGGCUCACAUAGGACAGGGGCGACCCUUAUCCCAACUCCGACAUGGUUCAUCGCAUUGCGAGUUCUCCAGAUCGUUUUCUCACUCGUCGCAGUGGCUAUGGCAGGCUGGUGGAUACACGGCCUCUAUGAGGAUGAACUUGGCUUCGUUAUCGUCUCUGGUCUCUUUACUUGGAUCAUCGCCGUGUACGCACUCUUAUCCGAGAAAGUGGUAUCGUGUCAGCGCGCCUAUAAUACAUGGGCCAUUCUCGUGCUCGACUCGCUCAUGAUCAUCUUCUGGCUAGCAGCUAUGGCCGCCAACGCGAAUCUACGGAGCAAAUUCAGUGUAAAGGUUAACGCGAGCUGUGUCAGCGACGGUAGCGCUAUAAACAGCGGUCAUUGUUCCGUCGUGAAGCGAAAUGAGUUUGCAUCAGAUAGCGCGCUCGCUGUCUUGAGUGGCGUAGCUGGCAUCAGUGCUCUCAUUAUGCUUCUAUUUGUCGCGACUUUCGCAUACGUAUGCCACUUCUUCCGCCUCUCAUUCUCGGGUCAUUUAUCCAACGACCCCGAAAAAGCUUCUGGGGCUGCUGCUGUCGCCGUCGCUGGUGGCCCGGGUGCUACAGAAUUACAAGGAGGAAUGCCGCCACAAAAUAUUGCUGCGCAACAGUCGCAACCGCUUUUGCACCAACAGCCCAGUCAACAAUGGGGUCAGCAAACGGGGUACCCCCAACAAUCUGCCGGCCAGCCACAGUACCCACAGGGCCAAGCUUAUGAUCCCUAUGCACCACAGAACACUGCAUAUGCUGGUGCAGCGGGAGUGUACCCCCAACCCGAACCACCAUAUAACCCAGGGACGUCGGCCCCGGGACAGCCAUACGUCAAUCAAGGCCCUUAUAGUCCACAAGGUACACCGGCACCGGGCCAGCCUUAUCAACCCCCUUAUAAUUCUACUUCGCAGUAGUUGGUCUGGCUAAAUUGCUUGUCUUUCCUCUUGACAUUUCUUUCGCAAGCGGCGCGGCGUUAUUGGUAUUUCUUGUGGUUUGAACGGGCGAGCCGAGGGUUUGUGUUUAGUGUGUCUGGGUGCGGAAGGUUUAAUAUGGAUAGUCCAAGCGCCGUUAGGUUAUAUAUAGUCCAACCGAUU